CGCACACAUGACAGUAGUGACACCAGCCCGCCGCCAACCACCACCACCUGUCGUCGUGCCUUCACUGUCUGCGCACUAGAGACAAUAGUGUCACAGGAAGCUCCAACGGAAAUGCCGCCGCCUACGGCCGCUGCCAACGGAAAAGGCCAUGAAAUCGGACUGCGUUCCGUCGGACACCUUCAAAAUUGCAGUGGGAAAAUCAAGGACCUUUACCGUGGAAUAGCCAAAGGAUCUUCAAUGCCACAGUCCCGAUGCUACCUUAGGAAUAGCCGGGAAGAAGUAGUAAAUCUAUUCCGGCUCAGUCUCGUGACCAGCUUUAGCUUAGGAGGCGAGGACUACGGCGAUGGUGGCCGGAAGGGACGGUCGAAAGAAUGUUUGGCGUGGGCUGAGAAUAAC
Messenger RNA from Striga asiatica, 396 nucleotides. The record is from the annotation of a GenBank genome assembly. Lineage: Eukaryota; Viridiplantae; Streptophyta; Magnoliopsida; Lamiales; Orobanchaceae.